CCCUGCGAUUUUAAUCAAAAUAAACAGAACAAACACGACAAGGAUAUAUUAAACACGAAACAGUAUUCGUUUUUCAAAAUUUAAGUCUUCAUAGCCAAUGCACACAAGAUGGAGCACUUUGAUGCGGUGAUGGAAGAUAUUGCUCACGCCCACAGGUUUCGGAAGGGUCCAUCUCUUUGCCACUCUGACGCUCGGUCUCCUGCAGAUGCUCACCAUCCAAGAAACAAUGGGCAUGGGUAUUAUUGGUCCGGCGGCCGUCUGCGACCUCCGCAUGAAUGAGGCACAGUUGGCCUCGCUAACAGCGGCCGGCUUUAUGGGCAUUAUAUGCUCCUCCUACUUCUGGGGCUACAUCACUGACAAGAAAGGUCGUCGCUGGACGCUUUUGCGGACCAUUACUAUAAGCAACUUGUGUUCAGUGGCUUCCAUGUUCACGGUAACAUUCACUGGCUUCUUUGUGAUGCGCUUCAUCACAUGUAUUUUUGUGGCUGGACCCAGCUUCGUGGCAGCCACCUACCUAAGUGAGUUCUGUUCGCACAGGAUUAUGGUCCGUUCCAUAACUCACUUGUACAUGUUUACUGGCUUUGCCAUGAUCUCGUGCCCGGCGUGGGCUACACUCUUUCUCAGCUCGGGCCUAAUAGAGUUUGAGGAGGAGUUAGUGGGCUUCUUGACACUAAGACCUUGGCGGGUUUUGGGUUGUCUGUACAUUCUGCCGGGCGUGGUUGCCUUUUUGCUGUUGCUCCUUUUGCCGGAAAGCCCCAAGUUUUUGCUCAUGAUUGGCGAGACGAAAAGAGGUUUAGAUACUAUGGAGUGGAUAUCCCGAAAGAACACUGGACGUACUCUUAGCGAAGAUCAAGUGAAACGUUUACUCACCUACCAGGAGCACGUUCAGGUCAAGCGGCGGAAGGAGCACCAGAACUUCUUUCGCUCCAUGCUCGACGAUGCGAUGCCCCUCGUUCGGAAGCCCUAUGGCGGUUAUUUCACGUGCGUUUGCAUGGUUAUGUUCGUCCUAGGGCUGCUGACACACGGCCUGGGUAUUUGGUAUACGGCCAUGCGAAACCGUUGUAAUAUGAGGCAAGGGAACACGAAUGGCAUGACCUUCUGCGGGGUACUUUUUGUUCCAGAAACGGGUCCGUUUAUUGAAACUGAAUCGGACUUGGACGUGGUCUGCAGUGACUCCUUUAAGGGCUUCAACGAUUCCUUUAUUCUGGGAUCUGUCUAUGUAUUGCUGUACAACGUAUCCUGGGCAUCGCUAUUCUGCGUGCACAAGAAGGUGAUGUUCGUCUUCUCCCUGGUGGCCUCCUCGACAUUUGGAUUCCUGCUUAUCUUUGCUACCAACCAAAUGUUGCAGCUCUUUUCGCUCGUGUUCCUAAUCGCUUUUCCCGGAAUCAUAAUUGGGCUGCUCGGUGGUUCCCUAUUGGUAUUCGUGCCCACCUACCUGCGCGGCAAGGCCCUCUGCAUCAGUCUGAUGUGGUGCAGAUGCGGAGCGGCGUUUGGAGCCAUGUUGGUGGGCUCCAAGAUCCAGUACAACUGCGAACUCUUCCUGCUGGCGAUCUCAAUACUACCAUUGAUUGCCGCUUGUAUGGAGGGGUACUUGCCAUUGUGACUUAGGGGAAUAUGUAAAAUAUGAGGA
Molecule: messenger RNA, 1630 nt
Organism: Drosophila simulans
Lineage: Eukaryota; Metazoa; Arthropoda; Insecta; Diptera; Drosophilidae
Product: synaptic vesicle glycoprotein 2A
Exons: 6
Coding region: 206-1603 (465 amino acids)
Biological process (GO): transmembrane transport
Cellular component (GO): membrane
Molecular function (GO): transmembrane transporter activity
Source: RefSeq, a predicted model, not a curated record